Blumeria graminis f. sp. triticale is the source of this 864-nucleotide messenger RNA. Lineage: Eukaryota; Fungi; Ascomycota; Leotiomycetes; Helotiales; Erysiphaceae. The record is from the annotation of a GenBank genome assembly.
AUGGUAAACCAUCAUCAAACACACAGUGUGCAAAAAUCCCUAGAGUUCAAAGAGAGGGGUAACAAAUGCUUUCAGACUGGUAAUUUUAAAGAUGCAGAAGCAUUUUAUACAGAAUCAAUUAAAUAUGACCCAAAUAAUCCAGUUCUUUACACGAAUCGAUCAAUGGCGCUUUUGAAACUAUCUCUAUUCAACCGGGUGAUUAGCGAUGCUGAACAUGCUAUCUCUCUUUUGCCUCAGAAUAUGAAAGCUUAUUUUCAGCUUGCGCAAGCUCAGCUAGCUCUUGACAGUUCUUUUGAUGCGCUACUAUCAGCAGAGAAAGCUCAUAAACUAUGUCUACAUGAAAUACAAGUCGGGGGCAAGGGUGGUAGUAGCAUUGGUCCGAUUACUGAGUUAGUUUUGAGGUGCAAGAAGAUAAAUUGGGAGAGAAAGGAGUGUGAAAAAGAGAAGAAGCGCUGUAAGCUUCUAGCGGAAGUGAUUAGUGGAUUGGAAGGUUCACGAGAUCGAGAAAUGGACCAACUUAGGAGUCUAGGUGAAGAUGAAUCUACCAUUAAGGAUGUCCACGAAAAGUAUGAUAGUAUGGUAGAAGAAACAAGAAAGAUAUGGGCAUCAGCUACUGGGGAAAGAAAAAGAGAAGUCCCGGAAUGGUGCGUGGACAACAUAACAUUUUCGGUGAUGCUUGAUCCAGUCGUCACAAAAACUGGACAGUCUUAUGAUCGCUCAUCUAUCAUGGAACACCUAAAACGUUCGAAAACAGAUCCACUGACGCGUGAACCUCUCCGCCUGGAAGAUCUCCGACCUAACUUAGCAUUACGUUCCGCCUGUGAAGAGUUUCUGGAAGAAAAUGGAUGGGCGGUGGAUUGGUGA